AUCCUUCAUCCCGCUUCAUCCUUCAUCCACAGACACAUUCGACCAAGGCAUGCGACACAUGUCGCAAAGUCGGAGUACAAAACUCUAGGGCAUUUUGUUUGCAUUCAGAAAAUUCAAGUAGAUAUGAUUUGCGUGUAAGUUUUAUUUACAAAUUUUGAACACUAUGACUUUCUUUUCCGUUCAUUUUAGUUAAUCAAAGUAAGAAAUUACGAAACGUUACUUAUAACAUUCAGAACUCAGAAUUUUCCCUAGCGUCAAACAAGUGCCAAUACAGGAUGGCCUGAGCUUUGAAGUGGAUGGUACAGCGCGACCGCCAGUUAUCCCACAAACGGGACAUUUUUUCACACGCGCGCUGCAUCGGACUAACCAACAGGUCGACUGUAAAAGAACAAGAUGGCUGGUAAAAAGGGCGGAAAAGACAAAAAGGAGAAGAAAGAAAAGAAGGAGAAAAAACCAAAAGCGAAGGGACGAAAAGGAAAGAAGGAAAAGAAGGAAAAAGCCAAGGCGGACGCCUACAGCGCAGUGGCGAUGGAGAAUGCCUACUACAUCUGCCACAGCGUGGGUGACUUCCUGCACUACCGCGGCUUCAAGUGGGCCGGCGCCGGCAAAAAGAAGGGCAAAAAGAAGUAGACAUGAACUCGAGUGGGAUCACGGUGUAAAACUUGCAAUUUCUUUAUGCUCUUUUACUUCUUCAUUACUUCUUUAUGACAGAUAUCAGUGUUAAGCCAUACAGGGUUAUUCUUUGCGCUCCGAUAUUGUUUAUAGAAAGUUCUUCGAACAAAUAGUUUUUAGGUGUGUCUUUAUCGAACUUGCUUACUUGGCCAAAAUGUGACCUUUAUUGCAAAGAUGCGAGUGACUUUCAAUGCUAAUUUAAGUCCCUAUCAUGUUUUAUUUUUAUUUUUAUAAAGAAGUCUGUGCUAAUCUCAUGUGUAGCAUUACAUCGUUUUGUUGAAAGCUGUACGCAUAUUUGUUGUAAAUCGUCAAUAUUGCAAGGUUAUUUUCCCGUUAACAAUUUCUGUUACAUGCUAAAUGUGCCUCUCGGUGUCGUCUUAUUAAUAUGAGACGGAAACCUCCACCCCUUAAUGUGGAAUUUUGAUUGUACUGCGUGCUGCGUUUGGCUGAUACUGCGAACAUGCAUCAGCUUUUAACGCGUCUACAACCGACACAUGAGCGGUCCAAACGCGGUUGGCUGAUCGGAUGUUAUGCUGAAUUGACUUCGGCAUCCCUUACCUGGUGAUCGUUAUUGUUUUUUUUUUAUUCUUCUCCAAAUGGCCGUUUACGUUUCCCCGGAAUUUUGUUGGAUGAGGAUUGGGCCCUUUUGACGCUGCUAUGGAUUCAUGAUGAAAUAAAAAUCAAAUGUGCCGACUUAAUUAUGGGUUGCAACCAAAACGAUCAUCUCCUUUGUAACCAUGUACUGUCUAACCUAGUAUGGGUUAAGGUGUGCUGGGCAAUACAUUUCAAUUCGUUUUUAUGAGGCA
Messenger RNA from Amphibalanus amphitrite, 1478 nucleotides. Its product is annotated as small lysine-rich protein 1-like. Bases 394 to 630 code for a protein of 78 amino acids. The record is from RefSeq and is a predicted model, not a curated record. The transcript has 4 exons. NCBI's taxonomy places the organism in Eukaryota, Metazoa, Arthropoda, Thecostraca, Balanomorpha, Balanidae.